AAUUAAUUCUUUUAAAUAAAAAACAUGACAACAUAAUAAUAAGAAACUGAUAUUAUUCAUUAUGGAUGAUAAUUUAUCUACAUAUUCAUGUUUUUGAAAUGUUUUGAAUCUUUUGAAUUGUUGAGAAUCAAUUAUUUAAUUUAGAUUAGCAACUUUUUAAUAAUCACAUAAUGGCCUCUGCUAUGGAACAGCAACAACAACAACAACAACAAACUACUUUAGAAUUUUAUCAGGCAAUGGCUGAUUUUAAAAACAUGUUUCCACAAAUGGAUGAUGAUGUGAUUGAGGCUGUAUUAAGAUCUAAUCAAGGAGCUGUAGAUACAACAAUUGAUCAGUUACUUACUAUGAGUACAGAUAAUGAAAAUGAAAAAAUUAGGAGUGAAUUAGAACAAAAUGAAAAAUCACCAAGUACUUCUAAGUCAUACAAAAUAGAUUCAACAAUAUCUUCAAAAAGUAUACGUAAAUGGCAACCUGCUUUAUUAGGACCAUUGCCAGAUACAUUUCUUCGACUUCCCCAAGUUUCUGAAGAUAGUUUAGAUUCCUCUUAUUUACAAGAAAAUUCAAUGAUAGAAGAUGAAAGAAUUGCUAUGUUUCUUCAAAAUGAAGAAUUUAUGGCUGAAUUACGUUGGAAUGAAGACUUUCUGUCAACUUUAGAAAAUGAUACAAAAAUUCAAGGAACAACUCUUGAGAAAUGUGAUAGUCAAAUUGGUCAUGAUGAUGAAGAUCUUUUUAAAGAAAGACUAAAAAAUAUGGGCAAAAUGUCUCGACGUAAGUUUGCACAACUUACUAAAGUAUUUACACGCAGUAAAAAACGAGGAGGUAGACAGUUAUUACCUCCAACAGCUUCCUGUGACGACUUAUUAGAUUCAGAAGAAUCAUCUAGAUUUCAGUCUUAGAAAUUAGAACAGAACUUAAUUUGUCAGGAAAAACAAUUACAAACAAUUCCAAUUGAUACUUACAGUAAUUUAUCCAGUUCAGAAGCAAAAAAGAAGCAUAUCCGUAUUAAUAUUAAUAAUUGAAUGGAAAAUUAUAAAAAAGAUUUAGAUGAUAAUAGUAUUAUUAUUGUGGAUUAUAUAUUUAAAUUAGAAUUAUUUAUAUUCCAUACAGUUAAUUUACAUAAUAAUUACUAAAUUAUUUAAAUAACUUCAAUUCAAAAACACAGAAAGAUCAAAAAAUAUAAAGAUAAUAGCAUAGAUGUCUAAAAAAAUGCAAAGUUACAGAAUAUUACUUAUUUUAAUAAUGUAAUAUGAAUAAGUACACGUUCUAAAUACUAACAGUACAAUAAUUACAACAGUCAUAUUGUUGAAAUAAGAAUUUAUUAAAUUUUGUUAAAAAAUAUGAAUUUUUUUAAUGUGACAUUUUAUAGCUUUACAAUAUAUUUUAUUUAUAAUUCAUAUUAUUUAUAUUAUCUGUAAUUUAUUAUUGGUAUUAAUUUAAAAAAUUUAUAGUUUUUCAUAAUUUAUAUUUAUUUAAAACAAAAUGUUUAUAAUUUUUGAAUUUAUAAAAACAAUAUUGUUAAAAUAUAGAAUAAAUAAUUUAUGAAUAUCAAAUGAAUAAUAAUAAAAAAAUUAUUAUCCAAAGCUAUAAUAAACACUUAAAAUAAAAUUUAAAAUUGACAAAUUUGUUUCUUAAUAUUUAAUUUUUAUAUAAAUUUUUAAUAAUAUGAAGGUAGAUUUUUUUUUAUAUUGCUACAUACAAUAAUAAUGCUUUUUUAUUUAUAAAUAUAUUUUUGAAAAACUCCUAUCUAUUUAAAAGUUGUAAACAUAAUAAAUUCUAGUCUGUUCAUCUAGCCAAUAAUUAUUUAAUCAUAAAUAUUAAAGAUUGCAAUUAUAUAAAUCAUUGAUAUAAAAAAUAUUUAUAUAUAAGUAUAAUUAAAUAUAAUAUAUGGAGAAGCAAAAAUUUAGAACUGUUGAAUUUUAAUAUAAAAAAAAAAUAGUAAAAUCUCCAUAUUCAUGGUUUUACAUAUUUAUGCUUGGAUACAAUCUCAAAAAAUUAAAUAAAUUCUUGAAUUCCUAUUAGAAUCUACUAGAACCAUAUCUACCAGAAUUAUACAACAUAAAUAAUUCUAGAUAUAAUUCUGAUAUAAAUAAUGCAUCACAUAUCUUCAUUAUUCACUUUAUUUCAUCUAUCAUAUAAUGUUGUAUAAAUAUUAUUAUAUUGCUGUUUUUUAAUAUAUAAUUUUUAUUGUUUUUCAUUAUUAUUCAUUACUAUUUAAUUGUUAGAUUUUAUUAUUAAUUAUUUUUCUUAAAAUUUAAUAAUUAAUAAAUUAAAUUUUAUUAUAAGUAUAUAUAAUUUAUAUAUUAUAAUGAUGUAUAUUAUUCGCAAAUCUUGAGACUUAUCUCUAUGGAUAUGGAGAGUUCACUAUAAACUAUGUCUCUUUAAUAAGUCAAAAUUUAUUUUAUAUAUUACUGUAUUUUUAUUUUCUCAUUAUUGUAAUAUAUAUAAUACAAGUUACAAAAGGAUUAUGAAAAUAAAAUAAAUUUAUAGCAUAUAA
Apis cerana (Asiatic honeybee) is the source of this 2494-nucleotide messenger RNA. Its product is annotated as CUE domain-containing protein 1. Gene Ontology annotation, molecular function: ubiquitin binding. Lineage: Eukaryota; Metazoa; Arthropoda; Insecta; Hymenoptera; Apidae. The record is from RefSeq and is a predicted model, not a curated record.